Molecule: messenger RNA, 2446 nt
Organism: Archocentrus centrarchus (flier cichlid)
Lineage: Eukaryota; Metazoa; Chordata; Actinopteri; Cichliformes; Cichlidae
Product: 7SK snRNA methylphosphate capping enzyme-like
Exons: 8
Coding region: 120-2024 (634 amino acids)
Biological process (GO): snRNA modification; rRNA modification
Molecular function (GO): rRNA (adenine-N6,N6-)-dimethyltransferase activity; snRNA binding; O-methyltransferase activity
Source: RefSeq, a predicted model, not a curated record
CGGGGUUUCCUUGGGGUUUGGGGGCGCGCGCGCACACACACACACACCCUCACUCAGAGGGUGAAGUCCAGACGGAGCUCUGCAGGACUCGGUUGCUGUGAUUGGCUGGAAGGUGGAAGAUGAUGUCAGUGGACAAAGAGGUCGUCCUCGCCCAUGAGGCACCCAUCAAAGUCAGCCCGGCCUUCUCUGCUGCCAUUGACCUAUCAGAGCAGCCACAGCUGGCUAAGCCCCUCCCCCUCAUCCGGGCUAAAAAUGGCCUCCAGGCACCUGAUGACAGCCAGCCAGCCCUCCCUCCUCCUCCGCCGCCUCCUCCUUCAACCACUCAGCGAAUGGGGAAGAGGCGUUACUCCAUGGGCACUGGCUUCAAGGGGCUGGCCAAGCGCCGACGCCGGAUCAAUAGUGACAGCCAAUCAGAUCCCGUGCUGCCAAGUCACUUCCUUUUGGGCGGAAACAUCUUUGACCCACUGAACCUGAACUCGCUGUUGGACGAAGACGUGAACAGAGCAACCAAUCAGGAGACGCCAAAAUGCUCGCCCUUACCAUCACGAGGCGAAGACCCCGUAGAGAUCCUGGUCCCGCGUGACAUCACUGACCCUCUGAACCUGAAGGGAGGGGGAGGAGACGGGGAGCAUGGAAGAGGAGUCCUGCUGUCCCCUCUGAAGUCCAAGAGGAGGCACAGGAACAGACACCACAGAGGAGGAGGAGGAGAUGGAGAAGGAGAGAAGGAGGUGGCAGCAGCUCCACUGUUUCCUCCCACAGGUGGAUUCACAGUACCGUUGUUGACCAGAGAAGGCAGCGUUCCUCCAUCUCCUCUCCCAUGUGAGCUCAACACGGCCAUCACCUGUCGAGACGACGUGGCCCCGUACCCCAUACUGCCCAGGAGACACACCCACCCUCCACCAGGCCCCACCCACAAACCUGGGACCCAGGGCGAUGGGCGGCAACGGAGGCGGCGACGCACCACCUCGAUGAGGUCAGCAGACGAUGCUGGAAAUGCCAUCGUCACAGCAACCACGUCUCAGCCAACCAAAUUCCAGACACCGCUGGUGGGAGGGGCUAAAGCCGGCAGGUGUGGAGGUCUUCAGAUCGGUGCCGCUCACCCCCGAGAGAAGAAGAAGAAGGACAAACACCGCUACCAGUAUGGCAACCACAGCUGUUACUAUGGCUACCACGGUUUCUAUGGAGAUAAGUGGGAGGGGCGAGUCGGGGCAGAGGAAGAUCCACGGCUCCGCCUCCUGGAAGCCGAUUGGUUCAGAGACAAGACUGUUCUGGAUGUGGGCUGUGGCACUGGUCACAUGACACUGGCUGUCGCCCGGAGGUUCAACCCCACCCACAUCCUGGGGGUGGAGCUAGACAAGCAACUGGUGCAGGCUGCCAAGCAGAACAUCAGACACUUCCUGUCACAUGAACUGGUGGUGGAGGAGAGAGGGAAGAGGGGAGAAAUGGCAGCUCCGCCUCCUCCUCUUCCUCCCCAGCAGGAAGUGAAGGAGGAGCAGGCGGAGGUGAUGGAGGAGUUCCAGAAGGCGCUCUCUCUCCUCUCCUUCCCCCUGUCUUUCAGGGUGAGUCGGGGUCCUCUCGCAGCUCCUCCCCUUCUCCUCCCUCAGUCUUCCUCCUCCUCCAGGUUCCCCAACAAUGUCACCUUCAUCCAGGGCGACUAUGUUGCAGAGCGGGAAGCUUGGCCUGGGCGGGGCCAGUAUGAUGUCAUUAUGUGUCUCAAUGUAACCAAGUGGGUGCAGCUGCAGUCAGGUGACGCGGGUGUGGUCAGACUGUUCAAACGGGCCUAUCAGAGUCUGUCGCCGGGCGGAUUAUUCAUCCUGGAGCCACAGCCGUGGAGCAGCUACAGCCACAGCAAAAGAGCUUCGAAAACCACGUUCAGUCACCACAGGAGUUUGAGGCUCAGACCUGAACAGUUCACCUCCUACCUGACUGACAGUGUUGGCUUCAGCUCCUACAGACUCAUCACACACACAGGUAACCAGCGGCCGAUCUACCUGUUCCAUAAAGGCUCCACCCUAAAAAAAUGACCUCACACCUGCUUCAUUUUUUUUGUUUCUAUGGAAGUGGCUUUAAAACUGUGACUGAACAAGCUGAUUGGAUGGGUUUUUAUGAUGUCACACAGCAGAGGAACAAAAACUGGAAGCUGAUUGGACAGCAGGACUGCUCUUGUGGACAUGAUUGGUUGAUGAUAGGUAUCAAUAUCCACCUGAACAAGUCACAUGAUGUUUCCGACUAAUGACAUUUACCCACACAGAAGGAGGAAGUGAUGUCACGUUUCUGAUGUGGGGAUUAAACUGGUUAUUGAUCAGAUCGAUCGGAGUGUUCACAGACUGUUAAGGUGAUUAAAACACGAUGGAAAAACUGCAUUUCUAUUGGUCACUUGUUACAGGAAGUGACCUGUCUUUUCAAAAUAUAAUUUUCUUCUCACUUUGUUUCCUUUUCAAAAUAA